AUGGUGAAAAUGGACGAUCAGUUGCAGUCUCACUCCGCACUACCUCUUCUUUCAAAACCGGAUCGCAUGGAUUCUUUCAUGAAGCAUAUCAGAAAACAUCCUAAUUUAUCAAGAUGGCGAUAUAUUUUUAAAUUUGGGAAAAAGAACAGUGAAUGUGUUCCAUUGAAUGAAACGAUUGCGGAUGUCAACAACAAAAGCUAUUUGCUAGAUAGGAUUGAGUCUCUUGAAGAUCGUCUUAUUCAGCUUUCUUUAGAGAUUGAAACACGAAGAACAUCACGCACAUCGACAACAGCAUCAGCAAUUCCAGGGACACGGGAAUUACCGAUUUCUUCAUACCCGGUUUUCAACAAUCCUAAGCCAAAAUGCAAGCGUGUAGCUUCUGAUGUUUUACCCAUAAGCACUGGUGGUGAAUUACAGAAGAGAUCUGAAACACUGAAUCCGAAGCAAAAACGGAGGAAUGGAAAGAGUAAUGUGGAGAAUUGUAAGACAUUCAAGAAUGGGAAGAAAAAAGCUCACAGUUGGCCACACCUAAAGAUAUUAGGUUGCUAACUUGGGCUUGUAUCUGAAAAGAAAAAGAACGCGUCCUUCCCUCUUUUACCCUCUUACGGAUUCCAAAACCAUACACCCACUUUCAGAACGCCUCUACCAACUCCUCCCUUCUCCGACCAUCUUGAGCGCCAAUCGCUCCUUCUACCUCCUCCGGUUGCUGACCUCCCUAAAUCAACUCCCCUCACGACUUCCGACGCUAAGCUCCAACAACAUUGCCCCUUCUUUGACAACAUUCACCACCUUCGACAGCCUCCGCUAGCAUCGCCAACGACGAUGGCCUCAUGUUCAAGAAAAACAUAUCGAUUAAAGCACGCUACAAAGGAAAUCAAGAGAAGGAAGCCGCAUACCCGGAAUUCAAGAUGUGAAGCGAACAUCCCUUAUGUUGGAUUAAGGUUUCCAAGGUUAUUCAGAUUAUAGAGAUUGAUUUCUUUGAUGGAAGACUAAAUAUAAUAAAAUUGACUGGUUGAUUUCAGGUAAGUUUUUUUACUCAUCUUUCAGCACUCUAAUUACAUGCUUUCAACUUAAAACGAUAGAAAAUUUAUUUUGAAUUUUGAUACGUUGUCUUUCAUUCGUUAUCAGUGUGGGGAGUAGAUGGCAAUACAAAAUAAUUUAUGGGUAGUGCACUAUUCAUCUUUCUCUUUUCUACUUCUCUCCUUUUUCAACUCAUUAGGUAAAAAGCAUUUCAAGUCGUUCCUCUUCUUUUUUCUAUGCAUUCCUUUCAUGAUUGUAUGUUAUGAUUUAUGUAUUUCUUUCUGAAAUUAGGGCUUUUUUUACAACUUAAAGCUUCAUCAUAUCUUAUUCAUUGAUCUCUACCAUUGUGGAUACAUUCAAAAACUCAGAUUUUGCAAAAGAAAGAAAACCCAUAUUUGUUUUCAAGUAAAUUCUGUUAUGAUUUUGUCUAUAUUCAUGCUUUUGUUGAAUGUCUAUUAUUGUGUUCAUCCAUGUGUUUUUGUAUCCAUGUGUGUGAGUGUGAUUAAUUUUCUGAUUUGCACAUCUUCAAACAAUAACAAGUAUUCAAUGUGCUGAUGGUUAUGCGUUGUCUAGUAGGCUUUUAAGGACAUCAUUCAGGACUACAAAGUAUGGUCAUGCAUGGUUAAGGAACAUGGUAUGUUUUGGACUUUCUACAAACCCUACAAGAAUGGUCUUUUAGAUAUGGUAUUGCUUUUGACUUUUGACUUUGCUUCUUUUUUUUAUUAUUGUUUGGAUUCUAGUGUUAAAUUUGGAAUGAAAUUGAAUUUUUUCUUAAAUAUAUGAUUUGUGUUCUAGCUUAUUGUGUGUGUGUGUUUUUUUUUUAAAUUUUAUGGAUCAAGUUGUAUUUCUAUGUGUUUAGGAGUAUUUUUCUGAAGUAGAUAGGAUCUGGCUUUGAUUAUCAAUAGAAAGGUGACAAAAAAGUGUUUCCAUAUUAUGUGGUUUUCUUUUGAGAUAAGUUACAAAGUUCAUGGACAAUUGUCAAGGUCAUACUAUUUUAUUAUGUUGCAUGCUCAAUUUCCAUUAUUGCCAUUGUUCCUUUUUCAAAUUCCAUUCUUUUAUUAUAAAAGUAUCCUUAUAGUGUUUUGAGUUGUAUGCCACUUUAAUGAGAGCAAGAUGUUAUGUUUGGCAACUUUUGCAACUAUGCUUAUCUAAGUGUGACUGAAUUGAGCCUCUGUUGGAGUUGGUAUGUUGUAGCUCCUCUUUUGAACAAAUUUCAUAUUUUCAUUUAAUCUAUAGUUUAAUCACAGAUUAUGUAAGCUUGUUAAUGGUGCUAUUCGCCACCAAUCCAUUAUUCUGGAGCUCAUUCGGUACUCAUAUCUCAACGAAACACAAUCUUUUCACAACAGUUUUUACACAUACUACACUUUGAUCCAUUUUUUCUUGCAAGAAACAAUAACAAAAAUAUAAAACUACUACGACCCAUAUGAAAACUAAUUUGAAGAUAAUAAAAACUACCUCUUAAUUAUUGAUAAAUAAUGACAGGUUUUGUGUUUACAUGGAUUAGAAAACAGUCCUGGAC
Lactuca saligna is the source of this 2539-nucleotide messenger RNA. The record is from the annotation of a GenBank genome assembly. NCBI's taxonomy places the organism in Eukaryota, Viridiplantae, Streptophyta, Magnoliopsida, Asterales, Asteraceae.